AUUUAGCACCCCCAGCUGAGUGUUAGGUGAGGUUUAAUCCUUUACCCUUCACAUUACAUUUUGUGUAAAUUUCCAUCUAUUCAAUUCAUUUCACAAACUUCAGUCAGUCGCUAAGAUCAUGGCUUGGAUGACACGAUUUCUCACAGCGGUUGCCUUCUUGGCAAUCGGAGUCAUAUUUUCGCCGGAAACGUUCGGAUCAAAAUCAGCAAAGAUCACAUCGUUCGUCAAACUUGCACAUCUCCUAUGUUUCUCCACCGCCUGGGGCGCAGCUCUUUGGGUCACCUUCAUCGGCGGCAUCAUCAUGUUCAAGAAUUUGCCAAGGCAUCAGUUUGGGAAUCUGCAAAGCAAGAUGUUUCCGGCAUACUUUAUGAUGGUUGGGAUAUGCUGUGCGGUGACUGUGGGUUGUUUUGGUUAUACACAUCCAUGGAAGUCUUCAUCAACUGCUGAGAAGUAUCAGCUUGGGUUUUUGGUCUCUGCUUUUGUCUUCAAUCUCACCAAUCUUUUUGUCUUUACUCCCAUGACCAUUGAGAUGAUGAAACAAAGGCACAAGCUGGAGAGAGAGUCAAACAUUGGAGAAGAAGUUGGGUGGACAAAGAACAAGGAAGUUGCAAAGGUCAACCCAAAGCUAGCAGCAAUGAACAAGAAGUUUGGGAUGAUUCAUGGACUCUCAUCUCUAGCUAACAUCAUGUCUUUUGGUAGUCUUGCAAUGCAUUCAUGGUAUUUAGCAGCCAAAAUUGAUCUCUAGAUCCACCCUUCCCCAUGGCUUUUAAUAAUAAUAAUAAUAAUAUAUGUACCAUUUUCUUGAUUUGGAUCGUUACCAUGUAUUAUGAUAUGUUAUAAAAGAAGAGCUUUAGCA
Lactuca sativa (garden lettuce) is the source of this 856-nucleotide messenger RNA. RefSeq names its product Late embryogenesis abundant protein (LEA) family protein. Lineage: Eukaryota; Viridiplantae; Streptophyta; Magnoliopsida; Asterales; Asteraceae. The record is from RefSeq and is a predicted model, not a curated record.